CUAGAAGAGGAGCGUGCUGAGAAGCAGUCUCUGAAAGCUUUGAAGGAAGACAACCAGAAGAUGCUGAAGAAGGUCAAACAAGCCUCCCGGUUGGUCGCCGAGGAGUACAGCCGGAUGUCGCUGCAGUUGGAUCUGGAGGAGAAACUCAGGCAGCAAGCAGAAAUCUUUGCCCAUGAGAUGCUGGUGAAGCAGAAACAGGCCAAUCGGCAGAGCAUGAUCCUGAUGAAGAACGUCGGAGUGGACGGUCAGCUUCUCCUGGCCUUGGAGGAUUUGGCCAAGAUGACCAAGGAGUUGGAGGAAACCAAGAUGGAGCACGAAGCCCAAGUGAAGGAUCUGGAGGCCCAAUUGGUGGAACGGCCGCUGCCACAGGAGCUGGCCAGGCUGCAGGCAAUGUUGGCCACAGAAGAAGAAGGAAAGGCCCACCUGGAGGAGCGACUCCUCCGAGCAGAGGAGAAAUGUGCCAUCCUGGAGCACAAAGUAAAAGCCCUGGAGGAGGAGGAGGCUAAGGCCCGCAACACCCCAGAGGAGUGCCCGGUGGUCCCCAUUCCCCCCCCCCCUCCCCCCCCUCCACCCCCUCUGCCGCCUCCCACCUGGCCAGCAAAGACGGA
This is a messenger RNA of Pseudonaja textilis, 608 nucleotides long. Lineage: Eukaryota; Metazoa; Chordata; Lepidosauria; Squamata; Elapidae. The record is from RefSeq and is a predicted model, not a curated record.